AUGACAGUUGCAGAUGUCCGCUGAUUUCUCAGUCAUCGAAGUGAUUGUCUCAAAGGAAGUUUAUCCCUUUGCUAUUUACCUCGAUAAAAUUGUCCAAGAACCUCUCAAAUCCAUUGAAAAACAAUCAAGAGCCGUUUAAAUAGAAAAAUCUUCGUCUUCACGUGCAAAAAAAAAUGAAAUUUCAAUAUAAAGAGGAACAUCCCUUCGAGAAACGAAAGGCCGAGGGCGAGAAAAUUCGACGAAAAUAUCCGGACAGAGUCCCAGUAAUUGUUGAGAAAGCACCAAAGGCCAAGAUCAGUGACUUGGACAAGCAGAAGUACCUGGUCCCCUCUGAUCUAACGGUAGGUCAGUUCUACUUUUUGAUUCGUAAGCGCAUACAUCUGCGUCCUGAGGAUGCACUCUUCUUUUUCGUAAACAACAUCAUUCCACCCACAAGUGCCACUAUGGGCUCUCUCUACCAGGAACACCACGAGGAGGAUUGCUUCCUCUAUAUAGCAUACAGCGACGAGAACGUGUAUGGACACUAGAUCGUCCGCAUUUUCCACCAUGACGCACCAUAUCCCCACGAGAAAAUAAAUCAGACGAAUAAUUUCACAGUCUAGAGUCUGAAAAUUUCCAGAAAUGAGUGAUAAAACUCGAAAUCCAUUUUAGAUAAUGAAAAAAAGAAUAACUAUCCGAAAAAUAAUGAUUUAUCAUGAAAAAUUACUAUUUCGAUUCCAAAAUCUAGUCUAUUUAAUCACUCUCUCAAGAUUGCUCUCCUGUCACUCAUUAAAUUCUAUUGAAAAGUAUUUUGCUUGGAGCUGAUGUCAAGUAUGCAAUGAGUGAAAUAAAAUUGACAGAUGAUUUCCACGGGAUGGUGGAAGAGAAACGGCUAGAAUUUCAUUAGAAAAUAUCAAUGCAUUCGUCGCAGGGAUGAAGCAGUGUAAAAAAAAUAAUUGAAAAACAAUUUUAAAAACGAUAAAAUUCAUAAAAUCGGCGUGAUAAUUUUUAUUUCACUAUUAGGCUAAUGUUGCUCUUGUAUUUUCAAUAAGUAUAAUGUUAUCUUUUAGUUUAUAAAAAAUGGCGCUCGCUUGAUUGAUAUGUCAAUUAAAUUUAUCGUUUAAAUUUCUCAACAGAAAUAUUUACAGCUCUAAUUAAUCUUUUUAAUUUAAUGGAAUGGUGAUAAAACGUAAAUUAUGUGGUGAAAAUCGAGUUAUAAUCAUUGUAUUAAUUCAGUGGAAAUUUGAUUGCGAUGGAAAGUGAUUAAUCGAUGGAAACGCCAAUAAAACGACAAAAAAACGACAAAAAAAUGUUAAAUAGGA
Messenger RNA from Fopius arisanus, 1301 nucleotides. It is a transcript of the gene Atg8a, whose product is annotated as Autophagy-related 8a. The transcript has 3 exons. Gene Ontology annotation, molecular function: GABA receptor binding; ubiquitin protein ligase binding. Gene Ontology annotation, cellular component: cytosol; autophagosome; autophagosome membrane. The record is from RefSeq and is a predicted model, not a curated record. The coding region runs from base 174 to 527 and encodes 117 amino acids. NCBI's taxonomy places the organism in Eukaryota, Metazoa, Arthropoda, Insecta, Hymenoptera, Braconidae. Gene Ontology annotation, biological process: macroautophagy; autophagosome assembly; autophagy of mitochondrion.